This is a messenger RNA of Carlito syrichta (Philippine tarsier), 1213 nucleotides long. RefSeq names its product relaxin/insulin like family peptide receptor 4 (gene RXFP4). The record is from RefSeq and is a predicted model, not a curated record. Bases 16 to 1140 code for a protein of 374 amino acids. Gene Ontology annotation, molecular function: G protein-coupled receptor activity. Gene Ontology annotation, biological process: immune response; G protein-coupled receptor signaling pathway. NCBI's taxonomy places the organism in Eukaryota, Metazoa, Chordata, Mammalia, Primates, Tarsiidae. Gene Ontology annotation, cellular component: membrane. The transcript has a single exon.
CGCGGAUGCCUGGCGAUGCCUGCUCUCAAUUUGUCUACCACCCCAGUCGCUCUCUCCUGGGCCAACACCUCUGGAGGCGGCGUGCUGAGUGCUGACGAUGCAGCGAUGCCUGUCCAAUUCCUAGCCCUGAGGAUCAUGGUUGCCCUGGCCUAUGGGCUUGUGGGGGCCAUCGGCUUGCUGGGAAACUUGGCUGUGCUGUGGGUACUGGGUAACUGUGCUCGGCGAGCCCCUGGCCCGCCUUCAGACACCUUUGUCUUCAACCUGGCCCUGGCGGACCUAGGGCUGGCGCUCACCCUCCCGUUCUGGGCAGCUGAGUCAGCGCUGGACUUCCACUGGCCCUUUGGAAGUGCCCUCUGCAAGAUGGUCCUGACAGCGACUGUGCUCAACAUCUAUGCCAGCAUCUUCCUCAUCACGGCGCUGAGCAUCGCCCGCUACUGGGUGGUGGCCACGGCCACGGGGCCAGGCACCCACCUCUCACUCUUUUGGGCCCGCGUGGCCACCCUGGCCAUGUGGGUGGCGGCUGCUGUGGUGACAGUGCCCACGGCUGUCUUCGGGGCAGAGAGUGAGGUGUGUGGCGUGCGCCUCUGUCUGCUGCGCUUCCCCAGCAGGUACUGGCUGGGGGCCUACCAGCUGCAGAGAGUGGUGCUGGCCUUCGUGCUGCCCCUGGGCAUCAUCACCACCAGCUACCUGCUGUUGCUGGCCUUCCUGCGGCGGCGGCGGCAGCGGCGGCAGGACAGCAGGGCUGUGGCCCGCUCCGUGCGCAUCCUGGUGGCCUCUUUCUUCCUCUGCUGGUUCCCCAACCAUGUGGUCACUCUCUGGGGUGUCCUGGUGAAGUUUGACCUGGUGCCCUGGGACAGUACCUUCUACGCCAUCCAUACCUACGUCUUCCCUGUCACCACAUGCCUGGCACACAGCAACAGCUGCCUCAACCCCGUGCUGUACUGUCUCCUCAGGCGCGAGCCCCGGAGGGCUCUGGCAGACACCUUCAGGGAGCUGCAGUCCAGGCUGUGGCCCCAGGGCCGGGACUUGGUGGAACAGGUGGCCCUAAAGCAGGCAGGCAGGCGGUGGGUAGCGCGCAUCCCCCAGGAGAGCGGCCCUUCUGCCAUGGUCACCAACCCAGAUAAAGGGACACCCCGGUGAACGGUGCAAGCCGAACAUGCUCCUUUCUGAGGUCUGCCUGGAUCCUUGCAUCCCAGGGAGGGGUGUCCUGUCA